Soboliphyme baturini is the source of this 1029-nucleotide messenger RNA. The record is from the annotation of a GenBank genome assembly. Lineage: Eukaryota; Metazoa; Nematoda; Enoplea; Dioctophymatida; Soboliphymatidae.
AUGUUUGAUUUACCUUUGUUUGUUCUUCAGGAUCAUAGUCACAAUCCGGUUGCCGUCGCUGCCACCAUAGCCCACGAAGUAGGUCACAAUUUUGGACUGGAACACGACAAAGCGUCGUGCAAAUGCCCGACUCGUUAUUGCAUCAUGGCCUCCACUUCCAGUGGACCCCCUUCGCUUUACUGGUCUUCAUGCAGUCUCGAAUAUUUGUCGUGGGCAUUAUCCCACGGUAGCGACUACUGUCUGCACAAUAAGCCGAAGCGGCGGUUUGGCAGUCCGUUGUGCGAACAAUGUGAUUGCGGUCUACCAAACGUGUGUGACAACAAAUGCUGCAACGCGACCACCUGUAAGUUCUCGUCCGGUUCAGUUUGUGCGAAUGGAGAUUGCUGCGACGUCAGUACAUGCCAGUUCAAACCUGUCGCUUCAUUGUGCAGAAGGGCGAAGACCCAGUGUGACUUGCCUGAGUUCUGUGAUGGGAAGUCAGAAGAAUGUCCAGCAGACACCUACAGGCAUGAUGGCUCUCCUUGCAAAGGCAAAGAGGCUUACUGUUUCGAAAGUCAGUGCCUAACCAGAGAUGACCAGUGUCAGGUGAUUUGGGGCAUCACGGGAAGUUCUGCCGCCCUCGAGUGCUAUUCUCAUAACACGCGUGGCGAUCAGCAUGGUAACUGCGGCAUCAAUCGUAUCAACCAUUCUUUCGAGAGAGAUGUGUAUUGUGGCCUGUUGCAGUGCCAGCACAAGAACGAAAAGACGGUGUUGGGCAGCAAGACGAUCGUUGAACUUGGCUACUCAAUUCGAAGCACGAUCAUGUGCCAGACGGCGAUGAUCGACCUGGGCUACGACCACGACGAUCCUGGUUUCGUGCCGAAUGGAGCGUCGUGUGGUGAUGAUCUGGUGCUUAUUUUUUUGGAAAUUUUUUUGUUUGGUUACGCUCAACGUUUUCAGGUUUGCGUCCAUCAACAGUGCAUUCCUCUGAAAACGCUCUUUUCGAACAACUCGUGCGCCAGCAAUUGCAACUUCAGAGGGGUAAGUUGA